Messenger RNA from Adineta steineri, 1047 nucleotides. The record is from the annotation of a GenBank genome assembly. Lineage: Eukaryota; Metazoa; Rotifera; Eurotatoria; Adinetida; Adinetidae.
AUGGUUUACUCUCGCUCAUCGAAACUUCAUUCUCAUCAUUCAUUCUGUUGGAAUAUAUCAAAAUAUUUCAAUUGUUUUGAUAAUAAACGAUCUAUAUUAUUAUUAAUACUUAUUCUAUUGACAAUUCUGAUAUUCUAUUUAAUCUCUUAUACACCAAAACAAUCAGGAAUUAUUGAAGAUACAGAUAUAUGUUCAAAAUUACUUUAUAUUAUUUAUAAUAGUAAUAGAACUUUGUGUAGUAAAGAAGCUGAUCGUCGUGGUAAUAAACAACGUAUUAUUGCAUUAUCUAUAUUUGGUCCAAAAGAGAAUCAAAUGUUUGUUGAUGAAAAAUUUUCUCAAUUGAUUUUACCAUUGAUCGAUGAAGCUAAAUUAUUAUUUCCAUCGUGGACAAUACGUUUAUAUGCAGAUAAAUUUUCAAUAAAUCGACUGCAUUUACAAAACUUAACACGUCAGGCAACAAAUAUUGACAUAUGUAAUGUCGAUGAAUUGUCAAUAAUAGGUAACGUGGCAGACUAUUUACCAGGAAAAUUAUGGAGAUUUUUACCGGCACUUGAUCCUAUGGUUGAUUUCAUAUCAUCACGUGAUCUUGAUUCACCAUUAACACAACGUGAACAAGUUGUAGUUGAACAAUUUAUUGAUUCAUCUUAUUUAUUCUUAUCAUUACGUGAUCAUCCAUUUCAUAAUAUUCCAAUACUCGGUGGUUUAUGGACAAGUGCAUUAUAUAGAGAUCGUUUAUUAUUUCUUCGUUUAUUUAGUAUUUUACUCGAUAAAAAUCAAGUUCAACAAUAUGGUUUAAUCAAGGAUCAAAAAUUAUUAUGUGAUUUAGUAUGGCCAAAAGUUAGAGAUCAAUCGUUAGUAUUUGAUUCAUAUACAUGUCAUAUGUUUCCUCAUGGACAACAGCGUCCUUUUCCAACGCAAAGACCGUCAAGAGAGUGUCAUGUAGGUUGUGUUAGACCUUGUUGUCAAAAUUCGUCAAAUAUUGUUUUUAAAGAUCCAUGUCCAGAAAAAUGUAGGCCUAAAGAUCAUCUUGACUGGAUUUACUGUUAA